Molecule: messenger RNA, 893 nt
Organism: Solea solea (common sole)
Lineage: Eukaryota; Metazoa; Chordata; Actinopteri; Pleuronectiformes; Soleidae
Gene: ndufa8
Product: NADH:ubiquinone oxidoreductase subunit A8
Exons: 3
Coding region: 134-499 (121 amino acids)
Biological process (GO): mitochondrial electron transport, NADH to ubiquinone
Source: RefSeq, a predicted model, not a curated record
GCGCCCCGGCAGGCAGCGAAGUAAACUGACCUUCUCCUCGGCCUCGUCGCUGCUCGUCCCGGAGCCUGACGAGGACCUUGAAUGUUUUUCAGCAGUUUGAUUUCUCCUCGUGAUUUGUUUUCCACGCGCAGCCAUGUCCGCAACGCUGGAGAUCCCCGAGCUGCAGGACCUGAAAGUGGAUGAGAUUACUUGUAGGCAAAUCAAGGGUAACUGUGCAGAGUCAUUCACGGAGUACUGGACCUGUCUGGAUUAUUCCAACUUGGUGGAACUGCGCCGGUGCCGUCAGCAGCAGAACGCCUUCGACAGCUGUGUCCUCGACAAGCUGGGCUGGGUGCGACCUGAACUAGGAGACCUGUCUAAGGUGACCAAAGUGUCGACCUCGCGGCCGAUCCCUGAGAACCCUUACCACUCUAGACCACGUCCUGAGCCCAACCCAGUCAUCGAGGGGAAACUGGAACCAGCCAAGCAUGGCAGCAGGUUUUUCUUCUGGACCUGGUGAGGCAGCACCAGAACAGUCAGUCAUCUUCCAAAUCCAUGGGCCCUGUCCAAAACCUGCUAUUCCACAUGUGACCAGUAAUGCAUCUUUGUUACUUAAGAAGGUUUAAAUCUCCCAGGUGUGGGCACAAUGAUUUCAAUUACUGGUUCUAAAACUUGAACGUUAUUUCUGAGUGUUGGUUUUGGACAGGGCUCGUGUCCCGACAGUCUGUCCAGCAGUUGUACUGUACCUCCACCAUCACACAGUUUGAUAAGGGAAGGAAGGAUGGAUGGAUGAUUGUGUAAACAAGUCCAUGAAUCCAUGCAGCUUUCCUGACCACUUAUGUAAAUGUAAUUAGUGAACAAAAAGCAACAUGCUGUUAUUGUUGUUGUCAGCUAAUAAAAGAGAUAAAUUAUAA